Molecule: messenger RNA, 1454 nt
Organism: Phaeodactylum tricornutum CCAP 1055/1
Lineage: Eukaryota; Bacillariophyta; Bacillariophyceae; Surirellales; Neidiaceae
Exons: 2
Coding region: 97-1371 (424 amino acids)
Biological process (GO): regulation of DNA-templated transcription
Molecular function (GO): DNA-binding transcription factor activity; sequence-specific DNA binding
Source: RefSeq, a predicted model, not a curated record
CGUAUUGUCAUUCCUCCUACUCACGCGCAAACUCCUUCGCACAUUCCUCUUACAUUAAUCUGCCCAUUCAAAUUAGCAGAGACUGAGAUUGGCGUCAUGCAUUAUAGCAGCGAUGGACAUCCAAAGACGAACUUUAUUGACGAUGUUGAGCAGGGAGUGCAAACGGAUUCGGUCGUCAGCAUUGCAAAAUCAGAUUGCUGUUCUUCAAUUCGAAGCAAGAAAAAAUAUUGUAUGGACGGUAGUAUUGAUGCUGCACCAAAUACGGUUUCGUCCCUGUUCCGUACGUCAACUGCUCGCAUAACUCUGGCAUCCACAGGUGAAUUAAGCUGUAUGGGAGAUAGCGAAAUGUUCCAAACAAUCAGCUCCGGUCAAGUCGCCAAACCGCUGCAUAAUAGAUUCGGUCGCGCUUUUGUGUCACAUGAGUACGAGGACAACUACCGCGAAGCCAUCAAUCAUCGAAACGAUGAGUCUUCAACCCACGGUACGCCGAAGAAAAUUUAUUUUCGUGGUGGAACAGCCAUGCAUUUUCCUGAACGUCUCUUUGAGAUGUUGCAGCAGGUCGAAGAGCUCGGAAUCUCCCAUAUUGUCUCUUGGCAGCCUCAUGGACGCUCUUUCCUUGUACAUCGUCCUCGAGAAUUUGUAUCGCAAGUUAUGCCAAAAUUUUAUCGGCAGACUAGAUUCACGUCCUUUCAGCGCCAACUCAAUCUAUACGGUUUUACUCGUUUGAGCACAGGGCGAGACUGCGGUAGUUACUACAACGCAAACUUCCUCAGGGGUUGUCCUCUACUUUGCCGUCGUAUUGUCCGUCGACGCAUCAAGGGCAAUGGUGUCAAGCCAGUCCCUUCGCCAACCACAGAACCUGACUUUUACAACAUGGAAUGGUGCGAGGACUCCGGUCCACGGCCAACCUUUCACGAGAAGCCAUCUUUCGGAAUCUGUGGUGGUACUGCUCCUCAAACCUCGUGCUUCCAACAAAUUUUAAAUUCAAGCGCUGCUUCUUACGAUCCUUGGAACAUAACAAGCCCAUAUCAUGAGCAGCCAGGGUACACCACGCAGGUAGCCUCGCCUGAAAUCGCAAUGAGCCACCUUCAGAUUCCUGAAAGUCUUCUUUAUUCGCAGCAGAUGGCUCAAUGCUGUCGACGCAGCAAUCUCCCUACAGCCUCUAGCUCUAGCAUCUACCCUUGGACUUUAGGCAGGUCUACCACCACCGAAAAUGGUUCGAACGAGGAUAUGGUAGAAGGAUUACGCCAAUACCUUCCGGACCAUUUUGUGGAAAAUGACCAAGCGUUGAUACUCCUUAGUAGCAUUUGUGAUACAGAGGAAGAUUCAUUGUAUGCCCCAGUUGAUGGUGAUGUUUUCCGCUUUCUCUAGUGGCUUUUCCAGUAAAACGUCGGAUGAUGAAACCUUGAUUUUAUCUUACUGUUAAAAAGAGCUAAUGUAACGAGUUGCACUGG